Molecule: messenger RNA, 1852 nt
Organism: Monodelphis domestica (gray short-tailed opossum)
Lineage: Eukaryota; Metazoa; Chordata; Mammalia; Didelphimorphia; Didelphidae
Gene: DFFA
Product: DNA fragmentation factor subunit alpha
Biological process (GO): apoptotic DNA fragmentation; apoptotic process; negative regulation of execution phase of apoptosis
Cellular component (GO): chromatin
Molecular function (GO): deoxyribonuclease inhibitor activity
Source: RefSeq, a predicted model, not a curated record
GGCCGCCUGCGUGCCCUGAGACAGCCAGAAACUACCAGUCCCGGCGUGCUUCGGUUGGGAGCCUAGGCACGUGGGUGGUGCCGGGGGGAAGCUGCUACCUCUCGCUUCCCGGACACCAGGUCCUCCCAGAGUCCUGACUCACACUGUGGCUUCCCGCGGCCGGAGAUGGAGUCUUCAGAGGAGACUACGGGCACCUUGAAGCCCUGUCUGCUGCGCCGCAACCGGAGCCGGGAGCACCAUGGCGCGGCGGCCUCCUGCCUGGAGGACCUGAAGCAGAAGGCAUGUGAUAUCCUGGAGAUUGACAAGUCUUUGGAGCCCAUCACUUUGGUCCUGGCAGAAGAUGGCACCAUAGUGGAUGAUGAAGAUUACUUCCUGUGUUUACCUUCCAACACCAAGUUCGUGGCCCUCACUUGCAAUGAGAAGUGGACAUACAGCAAUACAGAUGGGGGCACAGCGUGGCUCUCCCAGGAGUCCUUCGAGAGCAGAGACGAAGUGGACAGCAGUGGGGGGUGCAGGUGGAAAAACCUGGCCCGACAGCUCAAAGGAGAUUUCUCCAGCAUCGUCCUUCUGGCUGAGGAAGAUCUGCAGGUGCUCAUUGACGUUCCCUGCCCAGACUUGGCUCAGGAACUCUCCCAGAGCCCGGAAAAAACUCAGGACCUCCAGAAUACACUCCAGCAGGUGCUAGACCAGAGAGAAGAAGCCCGGCAGUCCAGGCAGCUCCUGCAGCUCUAUCUCCAGGCCUUGGAGAAAGAGGGUGGCAUCCUGGCCAAGCAGGCAGAGUCUGAGGCUACUUUGGAUGAAAAGAUGGACGAAGUGGACUCAAGGGGUGCCGGCCACAUCACACUGUCCAGUCACGUCUUAACAGUGCUCAAGGAAAAGUCCUUCCCAGAGCUGAGCUUGUCCAGCCAGGAUUUAGAGUUGGUGACCAAGGAGCCCCCAGAGGCGCUGGCCCGUGCGUUAAGCUGGGACCUCGAGAAGGCCGAGGCAGUCCAAGGAGCCUGUGAGCAGCAGCUCAGCCUGCGCCUCCAGCAGGUCCAGAGCCUGAACUCCCUGCACAGUCUUUCGGCCAGGAAGAAUUCUCUGACCGAAGAGCCCGGGAGCCUCAAACGGGCCAAGUGAGCUCCUUCCCGCCCCCGGCUCGUGGCCGAACAAGGGCGGGCAUUGGGCACUUCCUCAGAGACUCGGAAGGGCAGGACCUGGGACGCCCCUCAUUCUCCCUGUCCACCCCUGUCUCGGGGCGGCUGCCGAACAGGCGACCACGUCUUGUAUCCCUUUCAGAAAGCGGUCCUCCUGGGCCCCCGAGAGCACUGUCGGAAUCUGGCUACACAGACAAGAAUACUCCUCAAACUCCUGCUUUGGUGGGGAUGCUUUGGAGGGUCUCUUCUGUGGCCAGACCUGAAAAGACUGGGGGGGGGGGGGAGGGGAGCUUUGAACCUUGAGUCUGGAAUCACUGGAGGCAGCAGGGGGCUGCGUAGCUCCCUCCUGAGGUCUCAGAGAGGCAGCGGGGUUUGGCAGGAGUGGACACCCACUGGCCGCUGCGGUCCUGGACGAGAGAGAAGGUGGUGUUGGAUGAGAGACCCGAAGUGUAUAAAUAAGAGUUCUGUAGAGGUCAUCUCCCUGGCUUCCCACAUGCACUCUGCCAGGCAGGUGCUAAUCUUAUUCCCAUUUUAUAGAGGACAUAAUUAAGGCUCAGAGGAGAUGGUUCGCCUGUGGGUAGAGAGCUGGGAAGCAAGAGACGGGCUUGGACCUCGGUCUCACUACCUGCGAGUCCGGUGCCGAGCCCCUCCUCUAAUCGCAUCGACAGAAUGCUCCCAUGUGCGUGUGUAUAUAAUAAAAGAUUCUCGUUGUGAAA